Molecule: messenger RNA, 579 nt
Organism: Prorocentrum cordatum
Lineage: Eukaryota; Dinophyceae; Prorocentrales; Prorocentraceae
Source: the annotation of a GenBank genome assembly
UCCGAGAUUGCGGUGCUGCGGGGACACUUCAGCGCUACGGUACUGCUGGAUCUUACCUGGUACGGCCAUCGCAGUUGUUUCGUGAAGGUGGAACAGGGAAUCCUGGCAGGCUGCGCCCGCGCGGCUUGCAUGCUGGAGGUGCUGACAUUGCGAGCCCUGCUCCGUGUUCGCGAGGUGCAUGGGGCGCUGGUGCCUCGGGCUCUGGUUGAUGAUGUCUCGGUGCAGUAUGUGGGCCCUGACCCUGCAGGUGUACGGGCGCUUGGGGUUGCAGUUCGGGCAUUUCAAGACGAUUCGACGGUGCUCGGCUCCUGCUUCAACCACACGAAAUCAGGGGCUGUCGCGGCCACUACCUCGCCACGCAGGCUGAUGCGGGGCUCGAAGUUCCAGCAGAGGCCUUGGAUGAGGAACUUGGGCCACGAGACCAUGGGGGCACGGCCGCUACGCUGGCUGGAGACGGGGCGCUUGCGGGAGCUGCAGAGGAGGCGGCGACGGAUUCGCAUCUUUCGGCAGGUCGCUGGACGCAAGAAUUCGGUGCGCUGUGGCGUGCGGGUGCUCAACCAGCUGUUGCUCAUGGUGCAG